Messenger RNA from Drosophila melanogaster (fruit fly), 849 nucleotides. RefSeq lists its product as uncharacterized. Bases 105 to 818 code for a protein of 237 amino acids. Lineage: Eukaryota; Metazoa; Arthropoda; Insecta; Diptera; Drosophilidae. The record is from RefSeq and is marked reviewed. The transcript has 2 exons.
AUUACGAUUGAGGACGACGACCAGUUAGUUCUAUACCAUAUAGCUCUAUAAUCGGCAAAUUGUGUUUUUCGUUACUUAAAUAAUCAAGACUGCGCCAAGUCAUAAUGAAGCCAAUAAUGGAAACGAAUAUACAGGCAUCCAUUUGGAACAAGAGAUUCGAAUCGACGAUGAUGAGUUCUUCCGAGCAAAGUUUUGCCAAGUCCAAUGGGACUAAAAAGAAGACUGUGACCUAUUCACGUUUCAUCCGCACCGAACGUGUCGCAGACGGACCGACCAAUGCGGUGCAAAAGAAGACUGUGUUCUUUUCGCGAUUCGACCGCACCGCUCGCGCCGAAGAGGACCUAACCCGUCAAUUGGCCAGCGUGUCCUUAAAACCAAAACAGCCUGUGGCUUCCACCUCGAAUGAGCAGUUUUUUGCCAGCAACCUGCAUUACUAUCCCCAUCUGCCCCAGCCAACUGCGGUGGGCCACUACCAGACCUAUGCCGAAAUCAAGAGCCUCUGGUUGAAGGGUCAUUUCUCCCAAGCUUGUAACCCCACCUCGCGGUCGAUGCAACCGCCUCGUCGUAUUUCUAUCACCAACGAGUUCCCGGAUGAUCAACCGAAGCCAGCUCCCAAACGCCGCUACUCGCUUGUCCGCCGCAACUCGAUUAACCUCCCAAUUGGGUCCAAUUUUGCUAUGCCCGUGCUGAUGGAGGAGGAGAAGGAGGAGGAUGAAGUGAAGGAUCUAAAUGAGAACAGCGGCUCCACCAAGCCAGCUACAUCGACCUCGAAAGGCGCAAUCCCGAAGCAGCCCAAGAAGUUCGCCUUAACCUUCUAGAAAUGCUGUGACUAAUAAAUCUACCUAACUG